AUGGUGAACAGUACUGAACAAACAGCAGAAGAACUUCGUCAUUACGUUCGAAUCGAAAAUCUGCCAUAUGGAAUAGCUGCCAAAGACAUAUCGAUGUAUUUUAAACCAUAUGAUCGAUUUACACGUUUCUACUUAAAACGUCGCGUGGCGAAAGAUUCACAGGUUCUCUUAACUCAUCCAAGGGUUACUGUAGCAUAUGAUAAUCCUGAUAUUGUCGAUGAAAUCAUGAUGAACCGACCAUAUCAAAUUGGAGAUUGUAAACUAUUUCUACGACGUUGCCUUCCGAUUAGCAAAAAACAUCCACUGGAAGCAUUUGUUACUGUUCGAAAGAUGAUUAUACGAACAAAAACAGAACAUCCUCAUGAUAUUUUACCAGAUGACAUGUCAAUUAUUGAAUACCUCUCGCCUGCCGGUGGAAAAAUCGAAUAUUUUGAAAGAUUGGAUGACCAAACUGUUCUGGUACAAUUCGAUGAUUAUGAUCCGGUAGAUAUCUGUUGUCUUUCGCGACCCCAUUUCAUCGGAAGUCAAGAAAUUGAAAUGGAAAAAUGUUUGGAUGAAAAAUUAGUACGAGCAUCUAUUGAAAAAAAACAAUUAAAUCAUGCUUCUAACAUUGAUACUGAUAGUGAAGCGGUGUCUACGACGUCGCCUGAUCCAGUUUUGUCAAUUGAUGAUCAUAUCGAUCAACUGCGAGCAACUUACAGUCAAAUGACGAGUGAUGCUGAACAUCAUCAUCAAGAAUUGGUAGCUUCUCUAUCAGCUGAAUGGGAACAAACAGCAAAGGAACGUAUACGUCUUGAACGUUUAGCAAUCGAUUGUAAAACGGAAUGUGACCGAUUAGAAAACGAAAAUCGGUAUUAUCAAAAGUUGUAUAGCGAAAGUUUAAGAGAGAAACCUGAUGUUCAAAAUGAAGGUGAAGCUAAAUUAAGCGAUGCUUAUCAAAAAACACGAAAUGCACAACAAAAAUACGAGAAAUUAUUACAAAAUCAUUGA
Molecule: messenger RNA, 990 nt
Organism: Adineta ricciae
Lineage: Eukaryota; Metazoa; Rotifera; Eurotatoria; Adinetida; Adinetidae
Source: the annotation of a GenBank genome assembly